GGUGACACAGCAGCGCAUGCGCAGAGAGCUGUCAGUGCUUCCGGGUGGUGGAGCUGUCAGCGGCGGAUCCUCGACACGAAAAGAACCAAAGAAGAAGAAGAUGAAGAAUAAAGUUAGCAGCACUCAAGCAGAGUCUGGUCUGCAGGCGGCGCUACACCAGUCUGUCUUCCUGUCAGCCAUGUCACCGCAGCCUGGCCGCGACCUGUCUCUCUGCUGGGAGCAACACCGCAAACUGCUGCCAGGAGUCACCAGAGUCCACGCAGAGUCCGUCCAACACUGGAGCGUCCAACAGGUGUCAGAUUUCAUUCAGUCCAUCCCCGGUUGUGAAAACCAGGUGAAACAGUUCAGAGAUGAGCAAAUUGAUGGGCGGGCCUUCCUCCUGCUCACUCAGCGGGACAUUGUGAGGAUCAUGUCAAUCAAACUUGGUCCCGCGCUCAAGAUUUACAACUCAAUCCUCAUGUUCAAACACAUCACCAGCCAAUCACACACUGAGAACAGGAGCCAAUCACACACUGAGGACACCUGCAGGUAACAAUGAUGACUCAAACUGGAAACACCUGGUACUUGACUCCAGCUCCACUCCUCCACUGGACUUCAUUUUCCAUCCAAUCAUAAAGCAGAUAUAACUUUGUGAUGUCACAACAAUGAUCUCAGGUGUGUUCCUGUCAAUUAUGACAUUCACGUUCUUAUUGCAGGAGUCCUGUAUAUGACUAGAACUAGUGUGCAUAUAUAUAUAUCUAUAUAUACAUAUAAUUUAAUAACGAGGUAAGAGGAUGUUCCUAUAAGUACAAACAGAGGGUUUGUCUUUAACUCCUUACAUGUACGGAUAAACGGAGCAGAAAACUCAUCUGAAGUGUUCCACGUUUGUGACCUGGUGAUGUUUGGCAGCGCUGAAUGAAGUUGGGACCAGCAUGCAUCACGUGAAGCUGUAUAUUGAAAGUUAUGGGUGGUGUCGUUAGUUUUCAUUAAUAUAGAGAAGUGAUUGUUUUCUACUGUUUCUAUAGAGUUCUAUUUUAAAGUUUCUUUAUAAAAAUAUAUAUUUGUAUCUCUGACAGGAAGUUCACUCUGACUCCUUCAGGUCUGUGAUGUAAGAGCUGGGGGCGGGGCUUAUGUUUCCCUUAGGUUUCCAUGGUAACAGAUGACAGAGUUUAACUGUGAUGUUUCUAUCAAUUUUCUCUUUGCUGUUUCUGUCACUGUUUGAGAUCAAUAAAGUUUCUGAUCUGA
Messenger RNA from Hippoglossus stenolepis (Pacific halibut), 1224 nucleotides. RefSeq names its product lethal(3)malignant brain tumor-like protein 1. NCBI's taxonomy places the organism in Eukaryota, Metazoa, Chordata, Actinopteri, Pleuronectiformes, Pleuronectidae. The record is from RefSeq and is a predicted model, not a curated record. The coding region runs from base 17 to 532 and encodes 171 amino acids. Gene Ontology annotation, molecular function: protein binding. The transcript is spliced from 5 exons.